Messenger RNA from Acanthosepion pharaonis, 864 nucleotides. The record is from the annotation of a GenBank genome assembly. Lineage: Eukaryota; Metazoa; Mollusca; Cephalopoda; Sepiida; Sepiidae.
AUGAUAAGUAAUAGUCCCUACUCUGUUCUUUGCCUAAGUUAUUUUAUUUUCUCAUCUUUUUCUAUUUUUCAGUUACCUUCUUUCUUUCUUUCUUUCUUUGUUUCUUUGUUUCUUUCUUUCUUUCCUUUUUUCUUUCUUUCUUUUAAAAAAAGAAAAAAAAAAGGCUAUAUCUGUAAUUUUUCUCCACUCUCUCAUAAUCUCUUCCCUAGUUCCCCGUCACCUUUUCAUUUGUCCCCUUCUUUCUUACCCGCUCUUAUCUCAACACUACUUCACGUGUUUUCACAGUGUCUCCCUGUUUACACAAUUAAUCAAGACUUAAAACUCGAAGCCGGGAGGAGGCUUACAAACUCGCUACGUUUUCCUCCAUAUUUUUUUAUCCUUUUUUUUGAUUCCCAUCCUCCGACUGAUUCUUUUCUUUUAAAAGAAUCCGAUUUUCUUCUCACGAUUCUUUCUUUGUUCUUUCUUUCUUUUUUCUUUCUUCCUUUCUCUUUUUCUUUCUUUCUAUCUUAUUUCCAUCUCGCGGUUCUUCUUUUAUUCCUCAUUUUCUUCUUUCUUUCUUUCUUUUUUCUCCUAUUUCCUUCUUACGAUUCUUUCUUUCUUUUUUCUGAUUUUCGCUUCUCGAUUCUUCCUUCCUUCCUUCUUUCCGAUCUUCCUUUUCUUUUUUUUCUUUCUUUUUCAUUUCCUUUGAUCGAUUCUUCUUUUAUUCAUCAUUUUCCUUUUUUUCUCUUUUCUUUUUAUUUCUUCAUCUCUUCUAGAUUUUUUUUUUGUUUGUUUUUUCUCUUUUCGUUUUUCUUUCGAAAACCGCCCCCACCCCACCAUACAUCUGCCGAGGCUGUUUGGAGAGCCGUCUUUAUCCACACCUAG